Molecule: messenger RNA, 1197 nt
Organism: Iphiclides podalirius (scarce swallowtail)
Lineage: Eukaryota; Metazoa; Arthropoda; Insecta; Lepidoptera; Papilionidae
Source: the annotation of a GenBank genome assembly
AUGAGUAAACUUUUUCCUUCCGCUGCCAAAUUUCUUGCCGGCACUACAGUCACGAAAACGGCCGCCCCGGUAGUGACGACGUCAAACUCUAAAUUCAGCACUAAAACUGAAGCCACUUUCGAAAUUAAGCCCUAUAAACUCCACAAAUUGGAGAAGGGACCUGCAACAUCAGCUACUCUUUCUUCUGAAGAUGCCCUCAAAAUAUAUGAGAAACUUGCAGUGCUACGAAGAAUUGAAACGGCAUCAGGGAAUUUGUACAAAGAGAAGAUUAUUCGUGGUUUCUGCCACUUAUAUUCAGGUCAAGAAGCCGUUGCCGUUGGGAUGAGAGCAGCCAUGCGUGAUGUUGAUACUGUCAUCACUGCCUAUCGUUGCCAUGGGUGGACUCAUCUCAUGGGUGUUAGCGUAUUAGGUGUGUUAUCAGAACUGACAGGGCGCAGAACUGGCUGUUCCCGUGGCAAAGGAGGCUCUAUGCAUUUGUAUGGCAGGAAUUUUUAUGGCGGCAAUGGUAUUGUUGGUGCUCAGACACCACUUGGAGCUGGUAUUGCAUUAGCGCACAAAUACCGAGGUGAUGGUGGAGUAAAUUUCGCCCUCUAUGGAGACGGAGCAGCCAAUCAAGGUCAGCUGUAUGAGGCUUUCAACAUGGCCAAGCUGUGGGAUCUGCCUUGUGUGUUUGUCUGUGAAAACAAUGGAUAUGGUAUGGGCACAAGUGUGGACAGGUCAUCAGCAAGCACGGAUUAUUACUCUCGUGGAGACUAUGUUCCCGGAAUAUGGGUUGAUGGUAUGGAUGUUAUCGCUACCAGGGAGGCAACACGCUACGCGAUCGACUAUUGCACCAGUGGGAAAGGACCUUUGGUGAUGGAGAUGGAAACGUACCGGUAUUCCGGACACUCUAUGUCUGAUCCGGGCACCUCGUAUCGAACCCGCGACGAGGUUCAGGAGGUGCGCCAGACCAGGGACCCCAUCACCUCGUUCAAGGAGAAGAUCCUCAGCAGGGAGCUGGUAACGCCGGAUCAGCUGAAGGAAAUCGACGCUCAAGUGCGAAAGGAAGUGGACGAGGCAACGAAACAGGCCAAGACGGAGCCCGAAGUCGACGUCGAGGAGCUAUCUGCAGACAUAUACAAGAACAAUCUGGAGCCCUACAUCCGUGGCUUGCACCCCGGAGCACCUCUACAACACUACGAAGUGGCGCCACGCAAU